AUGGAUCCUAGUUUAGCCGCUGUGUUGGAAAACAUGUCUAGGGAACUUAAGGAAAUUAAGGCUAAGGUAGACAAAUGUGAGUAUUGUCGAGGGGGUCACGACACGAGUGCGUGUCCACUGCUAGUAGGUGAGGAGCAAGUCGAUUUUGUAGGAGGGGGUCAAGGUAGAGGUCAACCUAGUGGGUUUGGUAAUAAUAACUUUGGUUCGGGUUGGCGUAAUAAUAAUAAUAAUUUUGCUUCUAACAACAAUUUUCGCUCAAACGGACCCCCUGGUUUUCAAAUAGCUCAAAAUCCAAAUAGGGGUUUAGGUUCACUCUUUGGUGGGGGUUCAAAUGGGCAGGUUAAUGAUGGGGGGUCAAAUAAUCAAGGUCAAAUAGGUCAAGGUCCAAGUUUGGAUUUAGGGGGAAGUCUAGAAAGGAUGGAGGCUAUGAUGAGCCAGCUAGUUGUUAGGGACCAAACCACCCAAAAGAAACUUAGCGAACAUGACCUUAUGCUUAAGAAUCACCAAGCUGCUUUUCAAGACCUUCAAAGGGUUGUAGGUGAUAUGUCUAGAAAGUUAGAGGAGAGAUUACCCGGUCAGUUUGCGGGUAACACCCAACCUAACCCGAAUGCUCAUGUAAAGGCCAUUACCACUCGUAGUGGCAAAAUAGUAGGGGACCCUAGCGUUGAAGAGAGAGUAGUCGAUGAGGAUGGGGAUAUUGUAGAUGAAGAGAUAGAGAUGGAGGCUCCCGGCAAAGUGCAAUCGAGGCUGCGCCCAGCAAGUACCGCACGACCCGAGGAGUCUCAAGGUGAGAAAAGAGUAGAGAAACCUCCCGUGGAUGUUAGGCCUUCACCUUUAGUGAACCAUGCGUAUGUCCCGUUCCCUUCCCGUCUUAAGAAUCAAAAAUACUCGAGGGAAUACGGGCAAUUCUUAGACAUCUUCAAGCAAUUGAAGAUUAAUCUUCCUUUUAUCGAGGCACUCCAGUCCAUGCCUAAAUACGCGAAAUUUUUAAAGGACCUUCUUAGGAAUAAGGAGAAGUUAGGGGAGUUGUCGAAUAUUCUAUUGCAUGGAGGAUGUUCGGCCGUUGUCUCAAAUCAGCUUCCUGAGAAGCUUACCGAUCCUGGUGUUUUCACAAUUCCUUGUCUAUUCGGUAGUAACACUAAUACUAGAGCUUUAGCCGACCUAGGUGCUAGCAUCAAUUUGAUGCCAUUUUCUCUCUACGAAAAGCUAGACUUAGGCGAGCUUUCACCCACCCGAAUGACAUUAUCCUUAGCUGAUAGAUCCGUGAAACACCCUAGGGGCAUAGUCGAGAAUUUGCUUGUUAAGGUGGACAAGUUCGUUUUUCCGGCUGACUUCGUCAUUCUCGACAUGGAAGCCGAUGAAAACGUACCGUUAAUCUUAGGACGCCCGUUCUUGAAUACCGCUAAAGCUCUCAUAGAUGUCUUUUUAGGCACCAUCACACUUAGAGCGGGCGAGGAAUCGGUAGUUUUUAAGGUUAUGAAUUCGAGAGGGUCAAGUGAUAGGGUGCAGGCGGUAUCGUUAGUGGGUAAGAGUGAGAAGGAUGAGAGAGGUGAAGAGAAGGUGAUGAGUGGUCCGAGUCUAGAAAAAGUAAUAGAACUCAAGUGUGGGGACCCACCUGAUAGGAGAGUAGAGGAAUUAGAAGCGAGAAUGGUGCGUUUAGAAUCUAAGCUAGAGAUACUAAGUAAAGCUUAG
This is a messenger RNA of Helianthus annuus (common sunflower), 1692 nucleotides long. RefSeq lists its product as uncharacterized. The record is from RefSeq and is a predicted model, not a curated record. The coding region runs from base 1 to 1692 and encodes 563 amino acids. The transcript has a single exon. Lineage: Eukaryota; Viridiplantae; Streptophyta; Magnoliopsida; Asterales; Asteraceae.